CUCCCUGGCUCUGGGAAACAGGCCAGAAGGGGAGACUUAGGAAAGAGGAACCCUCACAAAUGUCCACAAACAAACUUCCUGUCCCUGCAGAGCUGCCAGAAUGGCAAUGAGUUCCUCUGACAGGCUCUCUGCAUUCCCGCCCAGUACUGGACUCUGGCCAACGAGUUGGGGAAAGCUGCUAAGGCAGAGAGAACCCUGAGGCUUGCACAACACAACACACGGCAUCCCACCAGCCAGGCAGCUAGGCAGACUGGCACCAAAAUGGCAGCAACGGUGACAGAAUCCGGGGGAGUGAAGGUCGUCACAGAGGUCAUCCGGCAGACUGACCCCCGGACUGCACAACUGGACUCAACGGCACCACGUCCCAGCUCAGCCGAGGUCAAAGGCUUCAGGAAGGCACAGCCCAAGGCACUGGGGGCCAUACAGAUCAUAUCUGGUUUCACGCAGAUCUCCUUUGGGAUUGCCUUGAUGAUAACUGAAUCCGCAGCCCCAGCCCUCACCGUAGCCAGCGGAGUCUACUUCUGGAUCGGCUUGCUGCUUGUGUCCUCAGGAUCCAUGCUGGUGGAGACUGAGAGAAGAGAAAGCAUCCGGCUGGUGAAAGUCUGCUACAUUAUCAGCGGCCUGGUCAUCCUGGCCACCCUGACAGCCAUGAUCAUUCACAGUGUGGAGCUCGGCCAAGACAUCCCGUGGUGCAGCAUGCAUGAGAGCUGCAAAAUGACCCCGCUGGACUGCUCCCAAAAUGUCUAUAUUCUGAGUCAUGGGAUUAAUUCAAUAUUCAUCCUGCUUUGCUUCUUGGAGCUGUGCACGGCCAUCGCUGCCCUGGUGUACGGACACAAGGCCUUGAAACAGCAAGACUACACGCAGAUGGUGCUGUGAUGGAGUAGAGGCCAGCUCUGCUCCUCCCACCCCCGAGGUGUACUGAGAACAUGAUGGAGAUUUCUUGCACUGGAGCCACAGCGACAUGGACCUUUGACCACUUCUUCACCUUCCCAGGCCAGGAUGGCAGAGGGAGCAAACUCUGAGCCCCAUCUCAUGCAGCCCACCCUACCCCCACAACUCUUCUGUGUCUAGGGGAUAGGGGAAAAUGCUGAGCCAGACACCACUAUUCUUGAGUCCCCCAACUGAGAGAUGAGAGCAGCUUUAACACUCAAAGUAUCCCCUGACUUUCCCUGCAAACUCUCCCGUCUGUAACGUACUGCAGCCCAUGACCUCUCUCAGGACCCUCCUCACAGAGUCCCCUCAUGGACUCUUAUCCCUGAACUUCCUCCCCUCCCCUGAAACUAGAAGGCAGGACUUAACUCUUUCUGCACCCCAAAACCCUCCCCUCAUUCCCAAACGCUCCAGACUGUAUGGGGACAGUGAAAACAAAUUGACCCACACACGCCUUCCCUGGCCCCUCAACCUCAGCAGUCAGUAAAAGGGGAGGAGCUGGAAUGAGACUGAACCCAGUCCCCUCCCCCCCCCCAUCCUCCUGUGAUCCCUGGAACUCUCUGCAGCCGGAGCACAAGACAGCAAGCUCCAAAGCCAUCCUUCUGUCCUGCUCACACCUCUCCCCGAGUUCCCCAAACCCUCCCAUCUGCACAGGCAAACAAGAUGGAUGGGGAAGACAGUGAGAGUCAACAGGAUUAUGGAGUAGAAGUUGACCCAUCCCUUUUUCUUAGUCUUUGCCCCCUGGUCCCGUCACACAACUUAACUGCACCUAGGCAGAGAGUGGGGGUCUGUUUAAUUUUUUUAAAAUUUGUAUUGCAGUAAAGGAGUGCAGUAAGCAAUAGGCUGCGGAUACAAGGUAACAGAUUCUGUAGCCAGAUAUAAACUUAUCUAUUACGUGAUGGAACAUACAGGGCAGCAUGUGAUAUAAAAAAAAACCCACUAGAGAUAUGACAUCCUGAUUGUCCCAGAACAGAGCAGCGAUGCCAUGAUCUCCGUGUAAAUGCCACAUUCAGCCCUCAGUAACUCCUGAUGUCUUGGGCUUCCACCAAGAACUUGGCCCCUCUGUGUCCUGAAAAAACUUAUUCGUUCUCCUUUCAUGUUGUAUUAUCCCAUCCAGUUCACAUGUUUUAUGGACCAGCCCUUAGCACUUGACUUCUUUGCUGAUUUCCAGGUCCUUAGAAUGAUUUCUUCAGCCACAGCUGAUGCUCUCAAAUAAGAUAUUUCUGAGGGAAAGUCAAAUCCUUAGCAGCCUUCAGGACUUGCAGAAUAAAGCGCUUAGGACCACCAGGGUUACUGCUGUUUAGAAUCGCAUUCACUCACCUCCUAACUUCUUUCAAAUCUUCUUUGAUUUAUGGCAAUGGUCAUCCAGCUCUUUCAUUCUGAGGAUCAUGUCAUAAAAGAAAGAUCUCACUGAUCUCCCUUCCCUUCCAGUAUCCCAGUUGUCUUCCAGUACCCCACCGCUCCCAUUACUUGGAUCUUAAAAUGUCUCAUUCUGUAACCCACCAGGAAGGAUUCAGGGUGCCACAAUGGGAAAGCAACACCUCUAGGGCAAUAUAAAUGUAUCAGAUUUCCUUGUUCCCUUCACAGCUCCAACAAGAAUCCACCUCUCAUGUCUGUUGCCAGGUUCAUUCUAUUGCAUACCGUGCAAAUGCUAAAGAUGCAUUUUUAUUUUAUUUUUUUUUUGCUAUAUUAACCUGAGCUUACAGUAUUAUUAUAACAAAUGUUCCCACAGAAUGUUAUGUCUAGCUACAUCCCUAUCUGUUCAAUCAAAACCAAGCUUACCUCUCAAAUUUGAGAAGUGUUCCUUACCAGUCUGGAUUCUGAGUGGUACUGAUUAGAGCUAGUCAGGAAUUUUUCAGCAAAAAAAAA
Chelonoidis abingdonii (Abingdon island giant tortoise) is the source of this 2799-nucleotide messenger RNA. Its product is annotated as membrane-spanning 4-domains subfamily A member 4A-like. NCBI's taxonomy places the organism in Eukaryota, Metazoa, Chordata, Testudines, Testudinidae. Gene Ontology annotation, cellular component: membrane. The record is from RefSeq and is a predicted model, not a curated record.